Centruroides sculpturatus (bark scorpion) is the source of this 1833-nucleotide messenger RNA. RefSeq lists its product as uncharacterized. The transcript has a single exon. The record is from RefSeq and is a predicted model, not a curated record. NCBI's taxonomy places the organism in Eukaryota, Metazoa, Arthropoda, Arachnida, Scorpiones, Buthidae. The coding region runs from base 357 to 1793 and encodes 478 amino acids. Gene Ontology annotation, molecular function: nucleic acid binding; nucleotide binding.
AAUUUUUUUCGAAUAAUAAAAAUAGCUAUUUGUUAAAAAGAAAAGGUGUUUUUCCAUAUAAUUGGUUUAAUAAUAUUUCAAAAUUAAAUAAUAAUUCUUUACCGGAUAAAAAAUGUUUUUACAACGAUUUAACUAGAAGUCAUAUAAGUUCGGAAGAUUACGAUUUAGCUCGGCUUGUGUGGAAAGCUUUUAAUUGUAGGAAAUUUUCAGAUUAUUUGCAAUUAUAUCAAUUUGUCGAUACAAUUUUACUAGCUGAUAUUUUUUCAAAUUUUCGAAACUUAUCGUUAAAAUAUUACGAUCUCGAUCCAAUUCAUUUUUUAACUUGUCCAAAUCUUACAUUUAUUGCGGGAUUGAAAAUGGCUAAAAUAGAACUAGAGCUAUUUACCGAUUUAGAUAAAUACUUAUUUUUUGAAUCUUCAAUCAGAGGUGGUUUAUCGCUUCUUGCAAAUAGAUACUCUCAUGCAAACAAUCCGUACAUAUCACAAACUUACGAUAAUUCGAAACCCCAUAGCUACAUAAUAACGAUUGAUAGCAAUAAUCUAUACGGAUUGAGUAUGGUUCAAUAUCUCCCAUAUUCAGAGUUUCGUUGGUUGCGACAAUCCGAAAUUGACGAAUUUAAUAUUAAAAAUGUUUCUUCAAAAUCCGAAAUAGGAUACAUACUCGAAGUUGACUUAGAAUAUCCGGUUUCGCUUCACGAUAGACAUAAUGAUUUACCCCUCGCAGUAAGUCACGAAACAAUAGAAUACGAUGAUUUAUCUGAAUAUCAGAAAUCGCUUUUAUCUUCUUUAAAUCUAAAAUUUAACAAUAAUGUUAAAAAAUUAGUUCCGACUUUAAAAGAUAAAUUACGUUAUAUUGUACACUAUAGAAACUUAAAAUAUUAUCUAAAGGAAGGAUUAAUUUUAAAAAAAAUCCAUAGAAUACUUUCUUUUAAACAAGCGCCUUACUUACAACCAUAUAUAUUUUUUAAUAAUGAAAAACGAAAACUUAGCAAUAGUCAAUUCGACAAAAACUUUUUUAAAUUAAUGAACAAUAGCUUCUAUGGUAAAUGUAUGCAAAAUGUGCGUAAAAAAAUUAAUUUAAAAGCCGGAUUGAAUAAAGAUCAAUGUAAGAAGUAUCUAAACGAUCCUGCGCUAGAGAGUUUCCAAAUAAUCAACGAAGACUGUAGUGUUUUUAGAUUAAAGAGAACAAAUUUAUUACUCGAUAAACCAUUAUACAUAGGUUUUUGUGUUUUAGAGUUGAGUAAGUUACAUAUGUAUCAAAUAUAUUACGAAGUAUUUAAAAAUUAUUAUAAUGAUAGAGUUAAACUUUUGUAUACAGAUACUGAUUCUUUAAUUUUAGAAAUUUACACAGACGAUAUUUACGAUGAUUUUAAAAAUAAUCUUCCGAACAUAUUUGAUUUUAGUAAUUAUCCUCUAGACCAUCCAUUAUACAGCGAAGAAAAUAAAAACGAAUUAGGAUUUUUCAAAGAUGAAGCAAAGUCGUUUGCAAUAUCGGAAUUUGUAGGUUUAAAAGCUAAAAUGUAUUCGAUUUCUGGAGAGCGUUAUGAGAAAAAAACGGCAAAAGGUAUAAAUAAAUCAGUUGUAAAAUCAACUUUUCAUCACGAGCUAUAUAAAACUACUCUAUUUAAAAAACAACAACUUCGUCAUAACCAAACUCAAAUAGUUAGUAAAAAUCACGUUCUCACGACUCAAUUUCAAAAUAAAAUCUCACUUUCCGCUUUUUACGACAAGAAAUACAUUUUAAGUAACGGAAUAGAUACUUUAUCUUAUGGUCAUUAUUCUAUUUCUUCAUAGACAUCUUUUCAAUCCAUUUUUUUUAAAAAUGUAAUCAUUU